AUGCUGUCGAGGUUUUUUGUCUUUUUCCCCUUGGUGUUAUCCUUGGUGGCCUUUAUACUCUCCAUCCUAUGCCUCUUUGCUGGUCAUAAUGAAGGCUUUAUGGAAGAGUAUGCUGUAGCACGACUCAACACCUCAAUGAUCGGCCAAAACUUGAUCGAUACCAGCAGCGACGCUUCCACCAACGAGGAAGAUGACGACAGCUUCUUCGGCAGUGUCAAGGACAAGUGGAACAAGGCUAAGGAAAAGGUCAAGGAAGAGAUCAACGACAUUACCGGCGAGGUCGCCGACGAAUUGGCCGAUAGGCUUGGUGUUUCCGAGUGGUACUCUAUCCAUGUCAUGUCAACGUGCGACGGAGACUUUAAGCCCAAUGCCACGAGCCCGGGUGCUGGGUUCAACGUUACCAACUGUACCAACUCGGCCCCUGAGAAACGCUUCAACCUUACUGAGCUGCUCGACCACCAGCUCGAAGUUGGCCCGUUCCAGCUCAGCUUGACCGAUAUCAACUGGCCCGAUGAUAUUCAGGACUCGAUCGACAUGCUCAACUCGGCCCUGCUCGCCCUAUUCGUGCUUUACGUCCUCGGCGUGGGCUUCUCUGGUCUCGCAAUGCUGGGCAGUCUCGCAGCCUUCUUCCUCUUUUCGCGACGUGGUGUCAACGCAGCCAACCUCGGCCUCGCCAGUCUCGCAGCGCUGUGUCUCACAGUAGGCAGCAUUCUCGUGACAGUCGCCGGCGACAAGGGCGUCGACAAGAUCAACGACGUUGGCGAUGAUGUAGGAAUCUCCGCAUCUCUUGGCACAAAGUUCCUCGCCUUGACCUGGGCAUCCUCCGGACUCAUGAUCGCUGUCACAGUCUACUGGGUGACACACCUCUGCCUCAUGCGACGCGAGAGAAAGCGACAGUGGACACCUCGCAAGGGCAGCUACUAA
Fusarium keratoplasticum is the source of this 924-nucleotide messenger RNA. RefSeq lists its product as uncharacterized. The coding region runs from base 1 to 924 and encodes 307 amino acids. The transcript has 3 exons. Gene Ontology annotation, cellular component: cell cortex of cell tip; plasma membrane. The record is from RefSeq and is a predicted model, not a curated record. Gene Ontology annotation, biological process: fungal-type cell wall organization. Lineage: Eukaryota; Fungi; Ascomycota; Sordariomycetes; Hypocreales; Nectriaceae.